UUCUUGUUACGUUUGAUUCCUUCUUAACUUAUGAUGACUUUACAUGCUUACCAAGACUAACCCAGCUUACCAUCCACCAUGCUCUCGUUAGACUAUAACAACAGAUUUAUUCACGAUCUUCUGACAGAACGAUUUCAAACUGACAAUCCGUCGUCAAUUGAUCAAGUUGUCACGGAUUUCGACGGAGUGACCUUUCAUAUCUCCACUCCAGAGUCCAAAACGAAAAUUUUAAUUAGUUUGUAUAUGAAAUGCUUCUCUGAAUUGGUUAAUUACGGCACUUUGGAUCUACUCAACCAAAUCUAUGGCCCUUACGUCCAUAGCCCUGUUGAGACUGGAUACAACUUUAGUAUCGUUAUCGAUUUGGAACAAUUACCAUCUACCCAAGAGGAAAGGGAGCAACUGAUUAUUUCUGCUUCUUUGUUAAAGCGAAAUGCACUUGCUGCUCCAUUCCAUAGUGCUUUUGCUAAGCAGGCAGAGUUGGCUGAAAUGGUAAAGAAAGACCCCGAAAGUACUGUUUUAUUGAACAAGCAGUCAGUUUCUCAAAACUACAUGGCUAUCCAUUACCGUGAUGAGGAAAUGAUUGUCUUAUGGCCCGAGCACGAUCGAGUCACUGUCGUCUUUUCCACUAAGUUUUUGGAAGAAGCAGACAGAAUUUUUGGUAAAGUUUUCUUACAAGAAUUCGUGGAUGCCCGUCGCCGCCCUUCUAUUCAAACUGCUCCACAAGUUCUAUUCUCUUACCGUGAGCCUCCUUUGGAAAUCCGUAACGUUGGCGGCAUCCAGAAUGAGGACGAAGAUAGCGGGUUCGUAACCUUUGUUUUAUUUGAACGUCAUUUCACUCCUCAAGUCCGAGAAGACUGUAUAUCGCACAUUCAAAUAUUCCGCAAUACAUUGCAUUAUCACAUUAAGGCAUCCAAGGCCUACAUGCACCAACGCAUGCGCAAGCGCGUUGCUGACUUCCAAAAGGUUCUAAACCGUGCUAAACCUGACGUGAAAAUCGAAAGGAAAACUGCAAGCGGUCGAUCUUUUGUACAUGCUUAAACGGUGGAAAAAUACCUAUCUUUGCAGGCUUUUUUUAUAUUUGCUUAUAAAGGAAAGUCUGCAUCACUUUUGUUUUAUCCAUUUUUGCUUGUGGAAUUGUCCAAGAAAAACCCGCAAGCUGAAAAAGUUUCUCCUACUUUGUUAUAGUUUACCUUUCCACGAAUUUUGAUUACGCGCUUAUGUAUUAUGUGAGCUGAAUUCUUUCUUUCUAAUGAAUUACUUCCAUCGACCCUUGUUUGUAGAGAUUAAGCUACGCUACAAGACGGGUGUAUAAAUUGAAAUAAAUUCAAUGUUUUUUUUUUAAAAACUCUGAAAUCUCUUUCAUCAAAGCAGAUACAAUUCAGUAUUACUUUCUUAUAUUUGUAUUACGCAUAGAAAACAUCCUUUUUUCUUUCCUACUUGCAAUUUAUUGGAAACAGGUGUGAAAAGCCAUGCUGCUUGCAGUUCUCAAGGACGUAGUAAUUCACAUAGGAAAAAAUGUACAGGCCAAAGGUCAAACUUACUAUUUUUAUUAAGUUGCUUUAUGCACGUUUGAAAAAGUAAAAGAGGAGUUCUUGAUUCAAUACUGAAACAACCGUUGCAGAAACCCUAGAAAACAUCAUAUUAUGUAUCACGAUAAACCCUAUUAAUCUUCUCUUAUUAUCGGUUGAUAAAUAUGUUUUGUCAAAAUGUCUAUAGAGAGUUGACUGUAUAACUGUGAUACGGAACUCUACAUUUCACGAAAAGAAAGUCGACGGCGAUUAUCGGCUUGAUUUCCCUCAUAUUUACGCUUUCUUCUUCUGCUUGUUUCUGUCGAGUCAUCUAGAUCAUAAUUUACAGAACGAGCAUUGGGACUUGUGAGAGAGGAGAGUGAGAAUAAACGAUCUGAUUCUACAUAAUCUGAACGACGUCGUAAAUUUGAUCCAGUAGUUUUCAACAAUCCGUCGAAGCCACGUAUUAUAUUCCCUGUCCCUGAUGUCUUCUCCAGAUAGUUUCCUUCUAACUGAUACAAGGAAUCUUCUACUUCCAUCAAGGAAGAUUCCAGCUCGUGACGCUUUUCGAGCAUUUCGUGUAAUUCCUUUUUACAACUUUCAUAGUACGAGGGAUUGGCUAUUUCAUCCUAAAUGGUUUCUAGGUAAGUAUUCUCAGAACAAGACAUGUUAAUCGAGGGUUGAGUACGGCUAAAAGACCAUAUUUUUCUCGCAUUCCUAUUGAACUAAUGACGAGAGUGUUACUAUUGUUUCUACUUACAUUUUUUUUAGAUUUUAUACUGGAAUCAGACAUUGCUGUACAAUGUUGUGCACAAUCAAUUCUGACCUUUAAGACCAAGCCUAGUUCCUAAAUUUUUUCUUUAUAUCAAACUUUAAAAGGAUCUACUUCUCUGUACUUCCUUUUUCUUUCUUAUGCAGUUUCGUUGGAGUCUUGAAGUAUUUUUCUUAAAGAGAAGAAUAUGAUAUCGUAGUAAAGCAAAAACAAACAUC
Messenger RNA from Schizosaccharomyces cryophilus OY26, 2498 nucleotides. RefSeq names its product ARP2/3 actin-organizing complex subunit Arc34. The coding region runs from base 79 to 1038 and encodes 319 amino acids. The transcript has 2 exons. NCBI's taxonomy places the organism in Eukaryota, Fungi, Ascomycota, Schizosaccharomycetes, Schizosaccharomycetales, Schizosaccharomycetaceae. Gene Ontology annotation, biological process: actin filament polymerization; Arp2/3 complex-mediated actin nucleation. Gene Ontology annotation, cellular component: Arp2/3 protein complex; actin cytoskeleton. The record is from RefSeq and is a predicted model, not a curated record. Gene Ontology annotation, molecular function: actin filament binding; structural constituent of cytoskeleton.